Messenger RNA from Calliphora vicina (urban bluebottle blowfly), 5499 nucleotides. RefSeq names its product fusilli (gene fus). Lineage: Eukaryota; Metazoa; Arthropoda; Insecta; Diptera; Calliphoridae. Bases 1359 to 4322 code for a protein of 987 amino acids. The record is from RefSeq and is a predicted model, not a curated record. The transcript is spliced from 13 exons. Gene Ontology annotation, molecular function: mRNA binding.
UUAGAGCGCAAUGAGAGCACAAAAGUAAAAAUUAAGAGAGAUAUCAACAAGUGGUAAAAACUAAUGAGUGGAGCAUUAACUGAUAUUGCUCUACUCGCACCACAAAACUCAUACUAAGGUAAACACCUGGUUAACUGAGUUGUGGUAAGUACUUACUACGUGUGUUGUGUGAGUGAGUGAAUGAAUGAACGAAUGACAGAAUCAACAAAAGAAACACGAUUUCUGUUUGGAAUUGAACCAACAGAACUGAAUACCACUGAAAAAAUAUAAUAAAAAAGAAACUCACAAAAAAAAAAAAACAAAAAACGAAAUAAAAAAUAGGUAUAAAGGAGAAAUAAUACAAUAAUCAUCAUAUUUGGUUGAUUGUUCAGGUUUUCAUACACACGGGAAACCACUAAUCAGUUGCUGUUUUGCCAUCAACCGGAGAGCGCGACUAAACGGAUAAAAACAAAAAAAUUAAAAAAAAAAUUUAAAAAAAAGAAAACUUGCUUAAAAUAUUAUUUCAUUUGAUUGUUAAAAAAAACACAAUAUUUAGCUUAAGACUAGGCCGUUUAAGGCUUAAGUUAAACAAAAGUAUACAAAGAAUAAAAUUUAACUAGGUACGAUCGCCAGAAACUUGUAAAAUUGUUAACAAUUUGUUAAAAAUCUGUUUUAAAAUUAAGCUGGAAUCUUUUAAUUUUGUUAAUAAUAUUUGAACAUUUAUUUUUAUUUUAUUAAUAAAAUAAAACUACGAAAAAGAUAAUAAGUGCAAUAAACAAAUAAUUUUAAGUUUGUUAAAAUAAAAAAUUAAAAAAAAAUCAAGAUAGGUACGAAUCACAGACAUUUUGUUGUAGAGUGAAAACACUGUAGAUAAAAUUCGAAAAAAAAACAAAAAGUAAACGAAAGUUUCUACGGUUUACUGUUGUUGUAAUUGUUUUACCAAGUGGUGUAAUUAUUUACAACCUGUUAGGGAGGAAUAAAACUUGGACUUUGUGGAAAAUCUGGAAAAGUUUUUUCUUUUUGUUGAAGUAAACAUAGAAAAACCUGUUGUUUACACUACACAUAAUGCCAAUUUUACAACAAGUACCAAAUUGUCUAUUGGUACAGAGCUGUACAAAAUAAAAACAAAAAAGUUUGACAUACAAAUAGUACAUCAACAAAUUUAUAGAGAAAACAAAUUUUAAAUGGAGCAACAAAUAUAAAUAAUUACAAAUUUAUAACUGUCCAGACAACCUUACAACGUACUGACAAAUUAUAAUUUUAAUUGUUAAUUUAAUUUAGGAUUUAGUUAGACCUGUUUUUGUUUGCAAAAUAAUUACAACCAAAAUAAAGUUACAUCAGACUUAAAAUACAAGACAUAAAUAAAAAAAAUAUACAAAAUGCAGGUUCCCGAGCAUGUGGUGUCAUUUUAUGUGGCAACGUGUGGACAAAAUGGACCCGGUUUGGGUUCGGAUGAAAAAGAAAUCAUAUUGCUGGUCUAUGUGAUAUUAGAGGCAGCAACCGGACAGGUAAUUGGUACCAAACAGAUAUUAGUACGUCCCGAGGGUACCUUCAUUAAGGAUCGCACGACAUCAACAUCAUCGGAUGCCUCAAAUACCGCCUCAUCACCACCAUUGGCCAUCACAUAUGCCGAUUCUGUCAACAACAGUAGUUGUAGUAGUAAUAAUUUAAAUUCAACAAAUAACAGUAUAAAUUCCUUAAACAUCACAAAUAACAGUUCAACGCCAACAUCUCCCACAACAACCCAAUCGAACAUCAGCAACAACAUCAACGCCACUACCAACAUACCAUCAACACCAACAUCUGCUACAACCAUCAACAAUAACAAUACAAUUGUUAACAACAACAAUAUCACAAAUGGACCAUCGUCGUUGGCCCCCGUCGAUAUCAUCGAACUACCAAUUGCUGUUGCUCAGGCUGCUGGAAAGCCACUUCAGGAAGCUAUCGAAGAGUUCGAUGAAUAUUUACGUUCAUUAUCGUUGUACGAUACUGAUUUCAAAAUUAUAACCGAUGGUCAAUUGCCCCUGCGUCAGUGUUUACAUCGCGAGGCGUGCGUCAAAGAAAUCGGACUGCCUUCAUACUACAAUAAGUUUUCAGAUUUACGCAAAGAGUUUUCCGUAUACAAGUCCGGUGAUUUGUCCAGAGCCCUGGUGCCAGUCAAAGAUAUUAAACGAAUUUUACAAAUGCCCGCUGCAGCACUACCACAAAGUAUCGGCGAAAUAAUGCAAGAACUGAACAUCACUAGUGUGGAUGAUAACGAAUUUUAUAUUCGCGAAUCUCGUGAUAUGGUCUCGGUAAUACAACAUUUACUUAAAUCAGGUCAUAAAUUUACCACAAAUGAAACUGUUAGUUUAGUGUUAGAACCUGGAAUUUGUUCAAUUGAUGAUGAAAUUGAUGGCAAUUGUAUUGUGAGAGCCCGUGGUCUACCUUGGCAAAGCAGUGAUCAGGAUAUAGCUAAAUUCUUUCGUGGUCUCAACGUCGCCAAAGGUGGCGUAGCAUUGUGUCUUUCACCUUUAGGUCGUCGUAACGGCGAAGCUUUGAUACGCUUUAUUUCACAAGAACAUCGGGACAUGGCAUUGAAACGACACAAACACCACAUCGGCAAUCGUUAUAUAGAAGUUUAUCGUGCUACCGGUGAUGACUUCCUAUCAGUAGCUGGCGGUGCUUCUAACGAAGCCCAGGCAUUCCUCUCAAAAGGUGCCCAAGUUAUAAUACGUAUGCGUGGCUUGCCCUACGAUUGCACAGCUAAACAAGUGUUGGACUUUUUCACAAAUGGCGAAAAUCCCUGCAAUGUGCUGGAUAACACUGAGGGUGUUCUAUUUGUAAAGAAACCCGAUGGUCGGGCUACUGGCGAUGCAUUUGUUUUAUUUGCUAAUGAGGGCGAUGCCCCCAAGGCCUUGGCCCGCCAUCGAGAAUCGAUAGGUCAACGUUAUAUAGAGUUGUUUAGAUCGACCACAGCGGAAGUUCAACAGGUUUUGAAUCGUUCAUUGGAUCCCAAGACAUAUGAACCAAAUCAUCAGCCACCAUUAAUUGCUCAAUUGCCAACCAUGCAGUUGUCUCUAUUGCCACAACAUCUUAUAACUUCGGGUACUACUAAAAAUUGUAUACGUUUAAGAGGAUUGCCCUAUGAAGCUCUUGUCGAACACAUUUUACAUUUCCUAGAUGAUUUUGCCAAACAUAUUAUAUUCCAAGGUGUUCAUAUGGUCAUCAAUGCACAGGGUCAACCUAGUGGCGAGGCAUUUAUACAGAUGGAUUCCGAGGAAUCAGCCCGUUUGUGUGCCCAACGAAAACAUCAUCAGUUCAUGGUGUUUGGUAAGAAAUAUCGUUAUAUUGAAGUUUUCCAAUGUUCCGGAGACGAUAUGAAUAUGGUCCUGAAUGGAGGCCUGCAAUCACCAGUACCAGCAGCUCAUGCACACCCCCAUUUGGGGGCUGGCAAACAACCAUCACUUUUAUCACCGGGUGCCUCUGUGAUUGGUCCUCCAUUUGGUCAUUUUGGUCCAUUUCCUCCACCAGGACCCAUUUUGGCUUCACCUCAUCGUGCUCCUCAUCAUCCGCAUGGUCCUACACAUCCGCCGCCCCAUCCAGCGGCAUUUUAUCCACAUCCUUUAGUUUAUUGGCCAUAUCCAAGUCCUCCUGUAUCUCCGACGACGUACUUCAAUCAGCCCACACAUUCACCCACUCAUGUGCCUGGCAGCCAUGGACCACCUAUGUAUUCUCUCGAUUAUAUACCCGCUGUACCACCAACAAACUACGGUAAUCCAGCGUCACCGCUAAGUCCACCAACAGUGGGAAUUCCUACGAACACAAAUAGCUUAAUACUCUCACCAAAUAAGACACCUACAAUGACCAUGGUGCCAACUCCCAAGCAAUAUCCGGCAUUAGCGGCUGGUCCACCACAACCCGUAACACCCAUCACACCCACCUAUCACAAUAAAAUGGCUUUACCGCCACCACAUCCACCACCAACCAGACAUACUCACACAAAUCCGUAUCACCACUAUAGUUCGCCAGCGCCUUUGCAAGGUGCAGUAGUUUUGGCUGCGCCUCCAGCACCUGCAACAGCAAUUGUAAAUACACCACCGGGUCGCAUAGUGAAAACGCCUCCAACUGAACAGCCAUUGCUUGCCAUCGAUACAAGUCACACCAUAGAACGUAGUGCAUUAAAAACGAAUCCAAAAAAGACAAAUUCAGCCACGACUGCUCCGAGUCAGCCGGUAGUAACUGCCAAGGCAGUGGUUGUAGCAACAACAGAAGCCACCACCACUCCAGCAACUGCAACUACAAAUAUGAAUGGUACAACUGCUAUAGUCACAAAUCAUUGUGUAGAAUUGUACACUUCGUAGGAAAUAUUGAACACUAACAAUUACUACUAGAACAAUAAGUGCUACUUUAAUUUAAUAAUCACAGAAACCACAACAGCAACAAAAUACUGAGAUUUCUAUUUAACGGAUUUUAUUUUAAAUUAUUUAUUUAAUCAUUUCUUCACAACUGAAAAACAAACCAACCAACCAACAAACAAAGAAUCACAAUUCCUAAUCUUGCCAAUAGAUGGCCCAUCUAUAAUUUAUUUAAAUCAAACACCUUCACAUGUGGUUGUUGCAAAAACUCAAAAAACAUUAAGCCAAGUUACAAACCUUGUGGUCUAAGAUUUAAGUAACUUUUUUAAUUAUACGAAUCUCGAAUGCUUUGAAACAACAAUUCUCCAUUUUAAUUAAACUCGUUGGCUUGUCUACCAAAUAUGUACGAGUUUUUAGAAGAAUAUUUCUCUGUUUAAAUUAUAAACUUAAUUUAAUGAAUGUUGAUAUUAAUGUUUAAAUCACAACUAGGCAAAAACAAAGUAAAUUAAAAGCUAUGUAAUUGUUUUAUUUAAUUUAUUUAAAUUCUGAACUUUGCUCCUUAAGUUAAUAAAUAAAUUCUUAUGUACUUCAUUUAUGUAAAAAGAAAAGUGAAACAACCAGUGCACUCUAGAGAAAUUAUUUGUCUAACAAAUAUAAAUUUCUUUCUGGUUAGAAUAAUUAAUAAAACAUUUUAUACAAAUCUAGUGAAUAUAAAAACUAAUAAGUAAAACAAAAUUCACAAUUUUUUUUAAAAAAUAAGUAAUCACAACAAAAAUAAUAUGAAAAACAAAAACCUAGUCAAUAGUAAAAUUAUUUAUGUUUUUAUAUAUUUAAUUAUUUAAAUGAAUGUUAUUUAAUGAAAAAAAAGAAAAAACAAAUUGGUUUACCAAAAAAUAAAUAAACAAAUCAAUAAAAUUCUUUGUAAAAAAGGCAUCUCCAAAAUAAAGAACAAUAUUUUCUUAGAAAAUUUUAUACAACUUUUAAAGUAAAUAUAAUUUUGUAAAAUUUACAAAUACAAAUAAAUACCUAUCUUUAAAACCUUGUCAAAACUCUCAAUAAUUGUUUAUGUUUGCUAAUUUAAAUGUAAUUAAACAUUCUGUUUAUUUGUUUUUAUUGUCAAGUCUAUUAAAUUGUUUUUAAAUGUUUUAAAUAAACUACAUAUGUACAUUUUAUAAUAAACAUU